UUUUAGAAGAAGAGAAAGAGGGGAGGCUGUUCUUCAUACGUUCCAUUCUGAGUAUCCAAAACUAACAGAAAUUACGCCUCUCUCCAUCCCCCUCCUCAUAUAAGCACACAAACGAAACAAAACCCUAAUUUCCUCUUAGCAACAGCAACAGCAACAGCAGAAAGAAAACCCAUCGUCUCUCGCAUUUAACACUGAAAUCUGCUUCUUCCUUGUCUGUGUUAUUUCUCUCUAUAACACUGAAACUCUCUUCCGAAACCUAUUGGUUAAAGAUUUCUGAGGGAGAAUAUUUAAAAUACAAGAUACCCACACUUUACUUUUUGUGGAGCGGUUAUUUAAACGGUUGCGUUUUUGGGAUAUAGCCUUCCUUUUGUUAGGACCCUAGAAUAUUGCAGUUACGCGAAUAGAGACAUUCAAGUGUGUUAGCUAGGGUUUCUACUCUCUUUUUUGGCUUUUUUGGGGGUUUUCAUUGCAUUUCAAGUGAAGUAUUAUUGGUUUAUAAUUGUUGGUUUUCCUUGGUUGGUGCCUUAGGCUUUUUGCUGAACUGGGACUCUUGUUAAAGACGAGGGCCUGUUGAGUGUGUGGUGUUAUUAUAUACAUCUGCAAAUACAUCUUUUGAUAAAAGACAGAGGUGUGAAGAGAGAGUGGCGUGGUGCCGGUUUUGAAUUCUGUUUGCUUUUGAUUAAUUUGUGGUGGAAACUGCCACAGGCUACAUAAUUUGUGCGUUGGUUUGUUGGUGAUUGUUCAAUCAGAUUGGUGGUUGUUUUAGGGGAGAAAAGUAGGGUUAGGGGCUACAAGGUAGUGGUUUUGUAUAGGAUAAUAGUUCUCUUUGGAAGGAUAAUAAUUCUCUUUGGAGGGGGUGAAGAAGUGUCUUCUCUUUUUCUUUUUGAAUCUGAUGAUGGUCAGUGCUCGUCCUUAUGGAAAAAAGUGAACCCUCUUUAGUACCAGAAUGGCUGAAAAGUACAGGCACUGUCUCUGGGGCUGGCAGUUUAGCCCACCACUUCGCAUCAUCUUCUUCUCACUCAGAUGUCCCUUCAUUGGCAAAUCACACGAGAAAUAGGAGCUCUAAGAGCAUAAAUGAUUUUGAUUCCCCUCGCCCUGGUUUUCUGGACCGGACAUCUUCAUCUAAUUCACGAAGAAGUUUUAGCAAUGGAUCUGCAAAGCAUCCUUACAGUAGUUUUAGUAGAAGCCACCGCGAUAAAGAUCGAGAAAGGGACAAAGAGAGGUCUAGCUUUAUGGAUAAUUGGGACAGGGACUCUUCUGAUCCCUUGGGAGGCUUAUUAACCAACAGGAUUCAGAAGGAUACCUUGCGACGUUCCAGUUCAAUGGUAUCGAGGAAACAUGUUGAGCUGAUGCCUCGCAGAGCUGCAUCGGACUUAAAAAAUGGGAGUGGCAACACUCACACCAACGGCAAUGGUUUGAUUUCCGGGGGUAGUUUUGGUAGUAGCAGUCAGAAGGCAGUGUUUGAAAAGGAUUUUCCUUCACUUGGAAGUGAAGAUAGGCAAGGAGUGCCUGAUAUAGCAAGAGUUUCAUCUCCUGGUUUAAGCUCGAGUGUUCAGAGCUUGCCUGUUGGCAGUUCUGCUUUGAUCGGCGGGGAGGGAUGGACAUCAGCUCUGGCAGAGGUGCCGGCUAUUAUUGCAAACAGCAGUACAAGUUCUUCAUCUGCUGCUCAGACUGUUGUUGCUUCUUCAUCCGGGACUUCAAGUGGACUGGCUGGUCUCAAUAUGGCUGAAACAUUGACUCAGGCUCCAUCAAGAACUCGCACUGCACCACAGCUGUCCGUCCAGACACAAAGGCUUGAGGAAUUGGCUAUUAAGCAAUCAAGGCAGUUAAUACCUGUGACUCCCUCGAUGCCUAAGAAUUUGGUUCCCAGUUCUUCUGAUAAAUCAAAGCCUAAAACAGGAAUCAGACCUGCUGAGAUGAAUACGGCUGCCAAGAGCUUACACCAGCAGUCUUCUUCAUUGCACCUGGCUAAUCAAUCUUCUGUAGGGGUAAAUGUCAAAUCUGAUGCUCCAAAGACAUCUCAUGGGAAGCUUUUUGUUCUCAAACCAGUAUGGGAAAAUGGUGUCUCCCCUUCUCCAAAGGAUGUUGCUAGUCCGACAAAUACUUCCAGCAGAACCGCGAAUAGCCAACUUGCUGCUCCUUCAGUUCCAUCUGCACCUGUGAGGAGUCCAAACAACCCAAAGCUUUCUCUAGGGGAGCGCAAGCCAACUAGCUUGAAUUUAAAUUCAGGAUUUGGUGGGGAAAAGAGAGCCCAGAGCAGGAAUGAUUUCUUUAAUGACCUGAAGAAGAAAACUGCUAUGAACACUUCUUCGGUUGCAUAUUCAGCGUCUGUUGUUUUGUCUCCCACCAGUGAGAACUCUUGUGAAGUAAACAAGGAAGCUGUCAGUGCCCCGACAAGUCCUCAUGCUAUUCAGAAUGGUGCUGAAUUGACUAGCAAUGGUGGGAGUUUAGAAGAGGUUCAAAGAUUUUCCGAGGAAGAAGAGGCUAAGUUCCUUCGUUCUCUUGGGUGGGAGGAAAAUUCAGGGGAGGAUGAAGGACUCACAGAGGAAGAAAUCAAUGCCUUCAUUCAGGAGUAUGUUACAAAGAAGCCAUCCCUGAAAGUGUGUCGUGGCAUGGAACUAAAGCUGAAUGAAUGUCAUGCUGCGAGUUUGGGUGGAUCUUCCCUUGCAUCCAGCUCUUCUGACUCUGGAUCAGAUGCUUAAUGCUGUUCUCUGAAAUAGUAGACCCAGAAACUCCAUUUUUUGAUGACAGGUGGCUAGUUUCUUUUUCCCUUUGCUUUCUUUUUAAGAAGGCUGGUAAGUUGCGAAUAGAAGAAGGGGGUGGAUUUUUGGUUGGAACCCUUGCAUUUUGCAAAUAGUGCAAUAAGUUACAGAUGCCCCAAUCCUGCCUUCCCAAUAGAGGGUAAUUUUUCAAGGUGUUACGGUUGGUUCGGGAGAAGGGUAGGUUAGAGGCUGUUUUGUCUGGGAGAGAUUGCUGCGUCAUUUGGGGGGGUAUUUGGUCUUUUUACUUUACAUCUCUAGAGGGUUUGAUUUUACAAAGAAAAGCUUAUGGUGUUUUUGUCAAUUUUACGGGAAAAAAAAAAAGGAAAUCAAAAGGGCUCCAUUUUUAGUUUA
Molecule: messenger RNA, 3113 nt
Organism: Populus nigra (black poplar)
Lineage: Eukaryota; Viridiplantae; Streptophyta; Magnoliopsida; Malpighiales; Salicaceae
Product: endochitinase A1-like
Exons: 6
Coding region: 915-2702 (595 amino acids)
Source: RefSeq, a predicted model, not a curated record